Molecule: messenger RNA, 1941 nt
Organism: Cryptomeria japonica (Japanese cedar)
Lineage: Eukaryota; Viridiplantae; Streptophyta; Pinopsida; Cupressales; Cupressaceae
Exons: 2
Coding region: 195-1928 (577 amino acids)
Source: RefSeq, a predicted model, not a curated record
GGCACUCAUUUUACACAACCUUAUCUUUAGCUUUUGGAUGUGUGAUCCAGCAUCGACAUUCCCCAUCUAUUAGCAUUUUGCUCGUAUACUAAAGCAGAAAGCAAGCGUUAGUCUUAUUGUUAGAGUCUUAGAGGACAUUUUCAGCUAGCAUGACUAAACAUUUGUGUGAUUAUCUACUCAGAUGACAUUGGAGCAUGUUGAAGAUGGAAUUUAUCAAAAUCAAAGGGAGGGAAGUAUUUGAUGAAGGUUCGUGGGUUGUUGAAGUAGAGUCAAGUUUAGAGAGUGAAAUGACGCCAGCUAAACUCCGUGAUGGCCUCAUUCACACCGUUCCAAGGAUUCUCUUGAAGCAAGACAAUAGGGAGUUCUAUAUUCCUCAAGUCGUCUCCAUCGGUCCUUACCAUUUCCCAGAAAAAGAUGCACUGGAUGAUGACAUGAAGCUUCUCAAGUCAGAAGUGGCAAAAAAAAUGCACCGCAAAAUCAUCUGGAAAUAUGGCUUAAAACCGGUGAUGGAAAAGUUUAUGGAAAAAGAGGUCCAAGACAAAAUAAAGGAAAGCUAUGCUAAAGAAAUCAAACUUAGCAGUGAAGUGUGUGCGUGGAUGAUAGUGAGGGAUGCCUGUUUUCUUCUAGAAGUCCUGGACAGAUUUGGAAAAGAUGAAGAUCAAGAGAAAAGCGAGCCGGGUUUCAUCGAUAGUAUUCUUAGCAGGAAACGACAUCAUCGUCUGUUGACAGAAAUUGUGAAAGAUAUGAUGGAAAAUCAACUACCACUCUGGAUUUUGGAGGAAGUCAGGCUUGAUUUUCUAGGGUCAAAGGCUGAUGGCUGUUUUGAGUCGGCUGUGAAAUCAAAUGAUGAUCACUGGUUUGAAAUGGCACUAAAACAUUUAUCUCCUAUCAAAGUAUCAGAAGGUAGGAAGCGAGAUUUCAAGAAAGAAUCUCAUAUCUUGCAAUUGUUUCAUGACUACAUUGUUCACACUGUUAGGCAAGACGACGCUUCCUCCAAUUCCCGGUCGGAGAAUCUCAUAUCUUGCAAUUGGCUUAUGAAUAUUUUUUGCAAGAUAAAAAGUACAACAGAGAAUAUUCUUUGCAAGAUGAAAAAGACAACAGAGAAUUUUCAUUGCAAGAUUAAAGAAUUAUUCUCUUCUUUAAUCCCUCACACAACUAUAUCCAGAAGCACUUGUAUAAAAUGGGUAUUUGCACUUCUUUUAUCUCCCGUUUUUGUCAUGUUGUUCAUUUUAGGUGUCAUAUUUUUGGUUUUGCUAUAUAUUAUUAAGAAGCUUAUAUUUGACACUCUGUACUCUCUUACGAGCUGCCUAUCCCGUAGAGAAGAGGGGACAGAAAAACAUGUUCCAUCUAUACAAGUGCUAAAAAGGGGAGGAAUGAAAUUCAAGAAACUGGAGGGUGCAAUUAGUCAAAUUAAGUUCAACGAGAGCAAUUCCACACUGUAUUUGCCCCAGUUCAAAGUAGAUGACAGAUCGGAGGUGAUACUCAGGAACCUGAUUGCCCUGGAAAUCUGCUCGCACGAAGAGCAGAAACCCAUUACAAGGUAUGCCAUUCUAAUGAACGACCUGGUUGACACAAGUCGGGACGUGGAAAUCUUGAGACUUGAGGACAGCAUCACCGGCAAGCUUGGAACUGACCAUGAGAUCACUAAGCUUUGGAAUUCUAUGCUGUCGCCCACAGAAAUUCCCAGGUACGAUUCUAUUGAUGAAGCUGUUAAGUCCAUAAAUCAUUACCACAAAAAGUGGCAGAAAGGUCUGGCUUUUCUUAGACAUCGUCGUCUAUUGGGUGACUUUUUGGGGCUGCUGUUAGAGUUUAUCUGGACUUACGGUUCAAAGCCAUGGUGGUUUUUCUCUGGUUUGAUCGUACUUGUAAUUUUUGUGUUAACCGCUGUUCAAGUAGUUUGCCUUUUUAAAUCUUGCCAAUACAAAUAGACACUAAGUCUUC